CCCGUUUGGCAGAUGGGGAAAAUGAAUUGAUCGAAAAGAAAAAUCUUUGCCAGGAUUUAUCUGAAUGAUGUCAUUUGAGUGAUCUACAAUCUAAAUAACACAUUUAUCCUGCUUGUAUAUAAAAUAAUUUAUUUAGAAAAAUGGCUUCCCGUGGAGGUAUUAUGGUGACUGGUACGAAUGGAGCCGAUUUCGAACACAGAGAGAAAAUAGCAGCACAAUAUCAGAUUAGUGCUUUAAACAAGUCCCGUCUGAAGUACUGCGUGUUCUUCCACCACAUUAUGUUCCUGGUGAUGCUGGCGAAGCUCUCCGCAGACAUCCUCGACAAACUCGACAUAUUUAUUUUAGAAAUAGAAGAAUUGCAGAUACCACAGCCCCUGUGGUGGGAGUACAUCUGGUGCCUCUCCCUCCUCCUGUCUUUCCUCGGUCUAUCUGCAAUCAAACGCAAUAACAUAAAAUACCUGCGAAGGUAUAUGUAUGGUAUUACCGCACUGGGCUUUGGUCCGUUACUGUACUGUAUGCUGUACUACUGCGGAGAUGUUUGGAGAUACCUGACCAUGGAUGAGGAUGAGGAUGUCAGCAGUGAAGUUGACAUUGAGCUGUGGCAGGGUUACCCAUAUGGCCUUCUGUGGUACGCGUUCGUGCUCCUCGCCUCACAAAUACAUUUCUUCCAACUUUACUUCUCAUACAAUCUGCUAAAAGCAUGGCGUGCAAGAGGCGCGCUAAGGAAAUCUGAUUAAUACACUAGUACUUACGGUUCAUUUUCCCUUGAUCACACACCACACUGCCAGAGUGAAUGCGAUAGUCAAUGGAUGGACAUUUACGAGGUAAGAACAAAGAUUUAUGUGAAUAAAAAAGUUACAUGACAACUGGCAAAUUAUCAUUUAGUUAUAGCGAAAACAAACAUUUGUAACUUUUAGGGUAUUUGACACGGAGGUUGUGUAAACCCACUAUUUAUAAUGUAAACUGUUGUAAACAAAUUGUACCGACGUUGCAAGCA
Molecule: messenger RNA, 997 nt
Organism: Spodoptera exigua (beet armyworm)
Lineage: Eukaryota; Metazoa; Arthropoda; Insecta; Lepidoptera; Noctuidae
Source: the annotation of a GenBank genome assembly